CUCUCUCUCUCUCUCUCUCUCUCUCUCUCUCUCUUCCCCUGUUUAAGAAAUGAUUAACUUAUCCAGACCAACUUCUGGUUUCUCAUUCGUGAAGCUCGCUUCUACAAAAUCAAUUCCGGAAUGGCCUCAAAAGCCCAAAUUCCUCUUCUCAAAUCCCAUUCCUUCUUCCUCUGCAAAUUUUCUCUCAAAUAUCAGGCUUUUCCAUCACUGUUGGGCUUCAGAUACGGCUCCGAGAAAUGGGUUUCAAAGCAACAGAGAUUUGAGGCCCUCGGCCGUUGCAGGCCUCUCUCUUGGAAGCUUAGAGGGUCCCCAAUCUGUUCUCGAAGCAGUUGCAGUCUUGGCAGCCAUAAUCAUAGUCCAUGAGAGUGGCCAUUUCUUGGCUGCAUAUCUUCAAGGAAUCCAUGUGAGUAAAUUUGCUGUCGGUUUCGGUCCUGUGUUAGCGAAAUUCAAUGCCAAGAAUGUGGAGUUCUCUAUCAGGGCCUUUCCUCUAGGUGGUUUUGUGGGUUUUCCAGACAAUGAUCCCGAGAGUGAUAUCCCAGUUGAUGAUGAGAAUUUGUUGACAAAUAGACCCAUUAUCGACAGGGUAUUGGUUAUAUCAGCUGGAGUUGUUGCCAACAUAGUCUUUGCAUUGGAUAUAUUUUUUCAGGUUGUUUCAGUGGGGUUGCCUGUUCAAGAAGCUUUUCCUGGUGUUUUGGUUCCUGAUGUUCGAUUGAAUUCUGCUGCUGCCAGAGAUGGAUUACGCUCUGGUGAUAUUAUUCUCAGUGUAAAUGGUAAUUCUUUGUCUAAAUCCAAUUCCUCUGUUUUUGAAGUUGUUGAUGUGAUAAAGAAGAGUCCUGGUACGAGCGUCGCGCUGAAGGUAGAGAGAAAAAAUGAGAUUUUGGAAAUUGGGGUCACCCCAGAUUUGAAUUCAGAUGGAACUGGAAGGGUUGGGGUUCAAUUGUCUGCUAAUUCUAGAGUUUCAAGGCUGAAACCCAGCAAUCUCGCACAGGCGACGGUCUAUGCUAGCAGGGAGUUUUGGGGUCUUUCUAUGAAUGUGUUGGAUAGUUUGAAACAGACCUUUUUCAAUUUUUCACAAUCAGCAAGCAAGGUGUCAGGGCCUGUAGCCAUUAUUGCUGUAGGAGCAGAGGUCGCAAGAUCAAGCACUGAUGGCAUCUAUCAAUUUGCAGCCAUUCUUAAUCUUAAUCUUGCGGUAAUAAAUUUGCUUCCUUUACCUGCUCUUGAUGGUGGGUCAUUGGCUCUUUUACUUGCAGAAGCGGUAAGAGGGGGUAGAAAGAUCCCCCAAGAAGUUGAGCAGAGGAUUAUGUCAUCUGGGAUAAUGAUUGUUGUUCUCCUGGGGGUUUUCCUCCUUGUUCGUGAUACCCUUAACCUCAGUUUUAUAAGAGAAAUGUUGUGAUGAGCUGUUCUAGUUUUAUCGGAUUAAUGGCUUCGCACCAGAAGUGCACUGCUAUUUUUGGGAUUCCCAUCAGUAAGGCUUACUCUAGUUUGGCUGAUAGGCUCCUUCCAAGAUAGUGGGGUGUAAACUAUACAGAAUUUAAGGCUUCUGCAAGCAGCACCUUGAAAUAUAAGAGCAUGGUGAAUUGCUUUACCCCGUUUGGAUCGUGCAGUGUUGUUUGUCAAUUGCUCUACCCCGUUUGGAUCGUGCAGUGUUGUUUUUCAAUGACCUUCUAUCAAAUUGUGAAUUCCUCUUGAGAAUGAAUUUAAACUAUCAUUUUUAUUUCUUCUCUGGAUACCUGCUACCAUUAUCUACUAGCCACUUGUCAUUGGAGACUUAGGAUAUAUAGUUCCCAUGUAAGUACAUUAUAUGGCUGGACUUUUGUAAGACUGCCAAAGGAUGAAGAUUGAUAGCUAUCUUUUGUCAAAAAUGAUGGCUAUUCACUGCCCUUUGCUUAAGGUAUAAAUUUGGUGGGAAUAGCUUAUAAAAGAUACCGUGUUUUUGGAGGUCACAGUUGUACUUUUAUUGCCCCAAGAAUCCAAGCAUUUCAUCUGGUU
Molecule: messenger RNA, 1989 nt
Organism: Amborella trichopoda
Lineage: Eukaryota; Viridiplantae; Streptophyta; Magnoliopsida; Amborellales; Amborellaceae
Product: putative membrane metalloprotease ARASP2, chloroplastic
Biological process (GO): proteolysis
Cellular component (GO): membrane
Molecular function (GO): metalloendopeptidase activity; protein binding
Source: RefSeq, a predicted model, not a curated record